Molecule: messenger RNA, 3126 nt
Organism: Patiria miniata (bat star)
Lineage: Eukaryota; Metazoa; Echinodermata; Asteroidea; Valvatida; Asterinidae
Exons: 17
Coding region: 132-2735 (867 amino acids)
Source: RefSeq, a predicted model, not a curated record
CACACCGAGUAUACAGUGCAUGCCACUGAACCGGUUUUCUGGAGACGCCACCGAAAUCAGUCACUUUUGCUCUGUUUCAAGUCGAUCAUUCUAAGUAACAUCUUCGAAAAUAACUGCUACAUGGUAUAAAGAUGCCAAAAGUUUGGCACCCCAAGUUUAAGGCUUAUACAAUUAACAGUCGGACAAGGAGGGCCUGUGGGGAGGAGAAGGUUUUGACGCAUAAUUUGUCUGAAGAUGGGCCCGGUGAUCAGUAUACUGUGCCCCUCCGUGAGGCUAGAGAGCAGAUGGAAGUAUCACAGGCUGAUAUCAGGGAUGAUAUUCCCAGCUGCUCAACUCACCAAGCAAUGAAAGAGGCAAAUUUGUCAUCAUGGCAGCUUUGCAGGCAACACAUAGAGGAUGCGUACAUGGAGUCUCUGGUGUCGCAGACAGAGUACUGCUGUUCCUGCAAUGUACAUUGUGAGGAGCAAUAUCUGUGCAAAGACUGUAGUCCUCACAUUGUACGUUGCACGGAGUGCACAAGGGCAGUGCACCAAAAUAACAGCCUGCUCCACAAGCCAGAAAAAUAUGUGGAUGGUGAGCUACAGCCAGUACAGCUCAUCAUCUUAUACAGACGGCAAAACCAUACCUGCAUAAGCAGCUACACAAAGCAGAUGCAAGUAUACGAUGCACUUGGACGUAUUCACGAAUCACAGUUUGCUUUUUGCCGCUGUGAGGCCGAAGCAGUGACUCUUGUGCGUCAUCAUUUUUGGCCUUCAACUCCCCACUCCCCAAGAUCAGCAAUCCAUUUAGAUCUAAUGGAUUUGCUGGUCUUUCUCCUACUUGAGGCAAGAACUUCACUUCAUGCAUCUUGUCAAACGUUAAGAUGGAAAAAUGGCCUAACUGCUGAAGAGUGUAGCACUUUGUAUAGAGUUCUUCACAACGAGACAUUUGAAGAGUACAGACAUUUUAAGUAUCAAGUGUCAUCACUUCAAGUAGUAUCGCCCUCUUUGGAUGAUGGAACAGCUUGUCCUGCAUGCCCCACUGUCAACGGUUCACUGUUCUUAUGUCUGGAUGGCAAUUUUGGCCUGGUCCGGAAAAGUAACUCCGGAUUUAGUACCAACCCCCCGAAGCAUAAAACCCGUAUGUUUGCUGACUCCAAAGAUGUGGAUGAGUUUGUUGGCAACCAGACAGAGGACAAAGACCCAGAACAGGACUGUAGUAUGUUUCAGGCUGGCGAUAUCUUGAGAUCUAAAAACAAAGCCCGGGGUUUAACUUCAACUGGUGUCUUUGGCUGCUCUUGCCGUCAUGGAAUGCCCAAGUUGUUUUUGGAUAUGAGACAUGGAGAACGGAUGGCAUAUUCUGUGUUUGUAGUAAAUCUGCUCAGAGCAGAAUUGAACCCCGGACUAAAACUCCAUAUCAUAUAUGACAUUGCCUGCAAGCUUGACAGACACCUGGAGAGACACUAUCCAACAGACCGCUAUUCAGAUGUUAUCUUGGGCCUUCCAGUGUUCCACUCAUAUGGUCAUAAAAUGAAUUGCCAGGUCCAAUACAGCACGCGCUGGAAGCAGGGUUUCGGCUUGACAGAUGGGGAGACCAUGGAAAGACUCUGGUCAUACCUGAGACGAUUCUCUGCCAUCACGAAAGAGAUGACUCCCUCACACAGGGUUGACCUCUUGACUGAUGGCCUUCUCCAUUUUGCAAGGAGAAAAAGAGAUUCACUUGGUCACAGUUUGGUCAGUAGCAUGGAGAAGGCAUACAACACUGUAGAAAAGUCUCAGCUUGAGCUUGAUACCCUGCUUGCUGAGUGGGGAGUUUCCCAUGCUGCAGUCAAGGAAGCACAGGCAGCAGACAGGCUUCAUGCUGAACAGAAGCCAUCAAAUAAAAAGCAAAAAACUGGUUGGCGUGAAGAGUAUGUACAUCUACUUAUGAACUAUGACCAACAUCUCGACCAGGUGCAAUUGUGCAGCGAUCCCAAAAGGACGCGUGUUCUUAUAACACAGAGUGAACAAUUGUCUGCCAAACUGCUGUCAACAGAGGCAAAGUACCACAUUCCAAACAGAUGGACUUCGGACUCGAAGGACUACCGUGUAGCUCGUACCAGUCUGGAGAGAAGAAAACAACAGGAUCUGCUUCAGAGAUUGUGGCGAGAAUCGGUAGAAUACAGGUUUUGCCUGAACACUAAAAACAAGUACAGUGAGGGACAGGCAAUUGCCCAAAGGAUAUCAAAACAAAUCUCCCGGGCAUCAAAGGCCAUCAAGCGCACUGUUACUGUGUACAAUAAUGAGAAGUUCACUCUGGUUGGCCCACGGUCCAUUAUCCUGAAGGACGCCUUUGACCCUAGUGGACACCUUUAUGCUGAGAUGGACAUGGUUAGUAAGCACACGGACCAGACACGACUGCCAGACGCCAUCCGCCGGAAAGCGGUAGAUUUGCAAAAUCUACUGGACAGGGCUUCUGAGGAGAAGUCCAUCCUGACCCAAGAAAUGAAAAACGUCCUAGAAUUCACCAGGUCUCAGCUGAGGGGCUACCAGCAGGCUAGUGCAACUUGCCUUAGGGAGGGUCAAUUAGGCAAGGGAGUUCUCCUCAGGGCCAAAAUUAACGACCUAGCUAGAAAUUUGGAAAAUUAUAAGGCAUUGUUUGAACCUUCCUUUCAUGACACUAUGCCAAGUGCUUACUUGUAUGAUUGGGAUGAUAUGAGUGAUGAUGACGACAGUGAUGAAGAUGACAGCGACGUCGAGGAUAUAAUUAAUGUAUAAGUUCAAUACAGAGUUGUGGUUCCAGUUUACAGUUGAGCACAUAAUGAAGCACUGUGGCCCUCCCCAUCCUUCUCACUGCAGAAUUUCAUUCAAGGGAAUAUACAACAUCGGCAAACAUCGGAAAAAAAACUACAUGUAUCAAGUUUUACGAAAUUCUUUUCUAGGAUGAUGGUAAAUGACAGUCUAAAGCACCCUGUAAAAGUAUGUCACAUGGUAUGAAGUCAUUUUCAAGAAAAUGAACUGUUUGUAUACAUUUCCAACGGUGGCUGGCCGACCAUCAUUGGAAAAACCUAACUAUCUUUCCACUACUACUCCAAAUUUACGAUUUUUUUUUUUCAUUCCAAAUUUUGUUUGCUGUUGGUUACAUGUUCAUGAACGGGUGGAGGCCAGU